This is a messenger RNA of Capsella rubella, 1253 nucleotides long. Its product is annotated as ricin B-like lectin EULS3. The record is from RefSeq and is a predicted model, not a curated record. The transcript is spliced from 4 exons. NCBI's taxonomy places the organism in Eukaryota, Viridiplantae, Streptophyta, Magnoliopsida, Brassicales, Brassicaceae. The coding region runs from base 39 to 1022 and encodes 327 amino acids.
UUGUAUCAAUCAUCAAACAUUCAAACCAACCAAAGCUAAUGGAGCACCACCACCAUCAUCACCACCACCGCCAACGCGACGACGGCGAUGAAGAUCGUCCCUCCUUUGGAGGACCACCGCCACGCAACAAUUUCUCCGAUGCUCCACCACAACCCCAUGCCCUUUACCAGUCACAGCAACCUCAUUUCGACCCUUACGCGCCUCCGCCUUACCGAUCGGAACCUCAAUUCCCAUCUCACGCGCCUCCGCCUUACUUCGAAGCUCCUGCACCGCCCCCUUACUUCGAAGCUCCGGCACCACCUCCUUACUUCGAAGCUCCUGCACCGCCGCCUCCAUUUGGUCAUGUGAGCCAUGUCGGUCAUCACUCCUCCAACAAACCUUACCCACCGGAAAACCACAGUUACGGUGGUUAUCCGCCGCCUAAUUCGACGCUAGAGAGCAACACUGGCGUGACGCACGUGGCUCACCAUAGCUCACAUCAGCCUCAACCCCACACGCCUUCUGGUUUUGACCACCGCCCUGAUGAGAAUCGUGUGCCUGAUAAUAUUGCCGGACUCGCCGGACGGGCGACGGUGAAGGUGUAUUCUAAGGCUGAGCCUAACUAUUAUCUGACGAUCAGAGAUGGUAAGGUCAUUCUCGCCCCAGCUGAUCCAUCCGAUGAUGCACAGCACUGGUACAAAGAUGAGAAGUACAGCACUCGGGUGAAGGACGCAGACGGUCAUCCUUGUUUUGCUCUUGUAAACAAGGCUACUGGUGAAGCAAUGAAGCAUUCUGUGGGAGCUACCCAUCCCGUGCAUCUAAUUCGAUAUGAUCCUGAUAGACUCGACGAGUCUGUACUAUGGACAGAGAGCAAAGAUUUGGGAGAUGGAUAUCGCGCAAUAAGGAUGGUAAACAAUACAAGGCUAAACGUUGAUGCAUUUCAUGGUGACAGCAAAUCUGGUGGUGUUCGUGAUGGCACGACUAUCGUCCUUUGGGACUGGAACAAAGGCGACAACCAGCGCUGGAAAAUCUUUCCUUUCUGAAAUUUGGCGAGUGGAGUGGUGAAAAGAAGGUUUGUGUGUGUUUAUGAAUAAGAAAGAAAGAAACAAAAGUUGAGAUUUGUUAAUUUGUUGUGCCUUGUAAGAGUUGAAUUUGUGCGGUUGGCAUCUGUAAUCUAUCUUUACUUGUAUUUCAAGUAUGCCUUUUUACAGAUACAUACACUCUACAUGUGGUUUAUAUAUUUGUUUCUAUUCUAUUUUGAUAUCUUUAUUUUU